AUGUCCUACCCAUCCUCCCUUUUGAAUUCAAAUCCGAUCAAUGAUAAAUCGGCUGUAUUUGUAAAUCAGGCAAUGCGUGAUGAGAAAGAAGAUGACCCUUUCCAUCAUCCUUUACCGGUUCAUAAAAGGAAAAUCAGCAAUGCAAGCUCGACUUCCUCCUCAUCGAACUACCCCCUAAGUGACUUAAGCCAGCCAGAGCCUCAGAACAGUCAGAAUGGAUCGGCUGACAGACUAGGUAAUAUUCAAUUAACCACAUUUGGCAGUGGUCGAGGCAAGGGCGCAAUUGGAGAAGUUCCCAUGAAAAGGAAAAAGAAUAAAGCGCGUAAAAAAAGUCAGAGUAAUGAUGGACCCAGAACUGACAGUCAUACAAGUGGUUAUUACAGCAAUACGAGUAACGAUGCUACAGGUGUCUCUCUCCCAGACACAUCGAGCUCGACUUUUCUUCCAGAUCACAUGACACCUAUACAUAUCAAAGCUGAGAAAAGCAGUAAGAGAGUCUGGUAUAAUGACAAGUCUAAUAACUUAAGACUGGAUAUCCCAAGAGGAGCCAUUCCUGCGGGAGAGAACUUCACAAUUGACUUUGGAGUGGCCCUCUUUGGCCCGUUCCAGUUCCCUGAAGGUCUGAGACCCGUGUCUCCUGUGUUCUGGAUCUGUGUUCGUGACCAGAGAAAUUUUCAGUUCUCCAAACCAGUCACAGUCUCUAUCCCUCACUUUCUUAACCUUGAGAAUCAUGACGAGAUCCAAUCUCUUGGUCUCACCUUCCUCUAA
Messenger RNA from Geodia barretti, 768 nucleotides. The record is from the annotation of a GenBank genome assembly. Lineage: Eukaryota; Metazoa; Porifera; Demospongiae; Tetractinellida; Geodiidae.